This is a messenger RNA of Trichoderma gamsii, 1125 nucleotides long. RefSeq lists its product as hypothetical. Lineage: Eukaryota; Fungi; Ascomycota; Sordariomycetes; Hypocreales; Hypocreaceae. The record is from RefSeq and is a predicted model, not a curated record. The transcript is spliced from 3 exons. The coding region runs from base 1 to 1125 and encodes 374 amino acids.
AUGGCGGAUGAAGACCUGCUCGACAAGGUCCACAGCUUGAGCGACCUGGAACUGGCCGUCCUGCUCUGUCUCAUCAAUCGCGAGCACGUCCUGAUUAGCACUCCGCCAGCCGCCAUUGACGACCUGGUGCAAGAGCUCCAACUGGUAGCACGCAAGACAUUCAGCCUCAAGCCCGUCGUCGUCGACUGCCACCCGUCCACCACGCUCGAAGACUUCGCCUCAGCUCUGCUCCUCCAUCCUCACCAGCCUCCUUCUCAAAACACCCCCGGCCGUUCCGUCUCGCCCUUUGCUCGGACGACAGAAUCAUACUUCGCUCUCAACUCACACUCACACUCGAAUCGUCAAACCUCCUUGCCGCUCUCGCCCCUAUCAUCUCUCCCUGCUCCUCAGAUCGCCCACUUUGUAAUCGCCAAGAAUCUCGACCGCGCGCCACAAGUCGUCCAGAUCCAGGCCCUCGAACUACUACGCACGAGACGCAUCUUUACGCGCACGUCGGUACAAGCCGCGCCGAAGCAAUUCGUCUUCAUACCCGUCGUGGGGGCAGCAAGCGGUGGCGAGGCGCAUGUCACGCCGCAUCUAAACGACUUCUUCUCAAUUGCCCAUUGGCAUAAUCCGGACGAUGGAUAUGUUAACCUAGAUGAAGCCGAUGGUCGAAACAACGGCCCGGAUGACGAGACGGCAUCUACGGAGAGCGUGGUAAAGAAGGCCGUUGAUGGCGCGACGCCGUCAACAGCUCUGAUAUCAGAUAUAGACAUCAGCCAACUAGCAAAACUGAGCCAGGAAGUCCAAAUCGACGUCGACAUCCUCCGUUACCAAAUGAACAUCGUCUCCUUCCUCCGAAUGCACCGAGCUGUCGACGGCGGCAUCACGCCUGCAGCCACCAAGCAUCUCCACCAGCUCGUCAAGAGUCUUGCUCCUUUACACAAGCUUGACUAUGUGACCCCAGCCCUCAUUGGACUAGCUGUGAGGAAAGUCUAUCUCCACCGAAUUCGAAUUAUCGAGCCGGAGAAGGAGAGGAGUAUGCAAUGGGGAAGUCAAUUGGAGGCUGUGGAAGCUCUAUUAGAAGGCGUCGGGCCCGAGGAAGUAGUGGAAGAAGUUUUGGAAAUGGUAACUGCGCCUCUUUGA